This is a messenger RNA of Ictalurus furcatus (blue catfish), 2743 nucleotides long. RefSeq names its product complement factor B. Gene Ontology annotation, cellular component: extracellular region. NCBI's taxonomy places the organism in Eukaryota, Metazoa, Chordata, Actinopteri, Siluriformes, Ictaluridae. Gene Ontology annotation, biological process: complement activation; proteolysis. Gene Ontology annotation, molecular function: serine-type endopeptidase activity. Bases 27 to 2582 code for a protein of 851 amino acids. The record is from RefSeq and is a predicted model, not a curated record. The transcript is spliced from 19 exons.
CAGUCCACAGCAGACAUUGAGGUUUAAUGAUCGUGUUCAUAAUGCACUUCACCACUGUCUGUCUUUUAAGUUUUGCUCUUUACAUUUCCAUUGCUAAAGUUCAAGCAGAAAAUGACUAUGACUAUGAAGAUGACAAUCAAAAGUGCAGUACGACAGAAUCCUUUAAAGGAGUUACAGUAAAAUAUUCCAACAAUGGCAACGUGGGGAGUGAAGCAACCUACCACUGCAAAGAUGGAUAUAAACCCUACCCAAUCUCCAAAAAAACCUGCAACUCUAAAGGAAAAUGGGAGCCAGAAAUAUCCAGGGUGAUUUGUGAAGAAGAAUCAGAUUAUGAUGAUAUUGAGGAGCCCAAAAAGAACUGCUCUGUGGCAGAGAUGAUAAAGGGAGGCAGCGUUUCCUACUCCAACAAAGGCUUAGAAGGCAGUGUGCUGACAUACACCUGUAAUAUUGGAUACUACCCUUAUCCAGUCAGCACAAGAGUUUGUAACUCUAGAGGGGAAUGGUCAAUCAUGAUACUGCCUAAUGGCAAGACAGUGUCUACUGCUACAUGCAAAGACAUUCUUUGCCCAGCACAGCUUCAGUUGGAUAAUGGCCAGUUUUGGCCCAAGAAACAGUGGUUUAAGAUUGGAGAAGAGCAGGAAUUCUCAUGCAGGGAGGGUUUGACCUUGUUAGGUUCAGCCAAGCGAAACUGCACUGAAUGGGGCCACUGGACUGGUACCCUUCCAGUGUGCAUUGAUGAAACUGAUGGCUGCAGAGAUCCAGGGAUUCCGCCUGGAGCUAUACGCUCUGGAGACCGCUUUCAGAUCGGUGCCCAAGUGAAAUACCGCUGCCAGUCGGGCAUGGAUUUACUGGGGCCUGAAGUAAGAGUGUGCCUGGAUUCAAAAGAAUGGAGUGGGCCUGAGCCACGCUGCCAGGCCCCAUAUAUAUUUGAUUUACCAGCAAGUGUGGCUCAAGCCAUGGAUGGUUCUCUAUCUGCUGUAAUGGAUGUUUCAUCUCCUGAGUACAAAAAGAAAGCCCCAACUUAUGGGAGAACCUUGAAGAUAGCAGAUGGUCGGCUCAACAUUUUUAUUCUAAUAGACACAUCAGGAAGCAUUCAACAGGAUCAGUUUGAGAGGGCAAAGAAGGCGACUGCUAGCCUUAUACGCAAGUUGAGUAGCUAUGAUGUUGAAAUGAAGUUUGAUAUCAUUUCAUAUGCCAGUGAGCCCCGAGACAUUAUAACGGUUGUGCAAGACUUUAGUGACAGAACGGAUGUGGUCUUGGAAAGACUGAAUUUGUUUAAUCAAACACAACAUGGGAAAAAGACUGGUACCAAUCUCUAUAAAGCCCUCAAAUCUGUGGAAAGUAGACUUUCCUUCCUAAAGUCAGAAAAUAAAAAACACUUCAAUGAGACUCAGAAUGUCAUUCUCAUUGAGACUGAUGGCUACUCCAACAUGGGAGGCAACCCACAAUAUGUUCUGGGUUUGAUCCGUGAACUCUUGGGCUACAAAAGCAGAUCUACAGAUAACUCACAUGAGGAGCUUCUUGACGUCUAUGUGUUCGGCAUUGGGGCGAAUGUUAAGAUCAGUGAGCUGAAAAGUCUAGCUUCCAGUAAAAUUAGAGAGAGGCAUCUCUUUAUCCUAAGCAGUUACGAGGAUCUUGGGGAAGUAUUCAAUAGGAUGAUCAAUGAUUCUACAGUUACCAAAUGUGGAGUAGCUCAUGAGCUGGUUUCUCCAAGUAUUGAUGCUGCUGAUGAUGAUAUUGAGCCAUCUCAGGUUGCUUAUACCAGGCCUUGGCAUGUUUCUAUUAGUUGGCAAGGAAAGCCAUGCCAGGGCUCCAUUUUGACUGAGAAUUGGGUGAUCACAGCUGCACACUGUCUGAUGAAACUAUAUGGUGAUUCGGUGGAAUUGGCCAACCCAAGAGAUGUGAACAUUAUUCAUGGUAAUGGAAAAGUAGAUGCCUCAAUUCUAAUCCGUCAUCCAGAUUUUGAUGUCACAAAACUGAAGAACAAGGACAUCCACGAGUUUUAUGACUAUGAUGUUGCACUCAUUAAAGUGAGCAGUAAAAUUGAGCUGUCUGCUAAGGCAAGGCCCAUUUGUUUGCCAUGUACAAAAGCUUCAAAUCGAGCUCUGAAGAUGAGUCCUGGAGAGUCUACUUGCAAGAAACACAAAAGCACCCUGCUUGAUCUGCAGCAGACUCCAGCCUACUUUAUCCGUCAGGGGAAAACCCGAAAGCUGACUCACAUCCAGACUGGAGAAAAGAGAGGUGAUUGCAUUGAGCAACACAGACCAGCCUUGGCUUCGAACAACCUGGUGUCUCUGACUGACGUGAUCACGGACAGGUUCCUGUGUACUGGAGGAUCACAGAAAUACAAGGAUUAUAUUACCUGCAAAGGAGACUCUGGAGGUUCCCUCUUCCUUCGUAAGGGAAUGCGUUAUUUUCAGGUGGGAGUUGUGAGUUGGGGCACAAAGUCUGUAUGUGAGUCGACUACCCAGGAUGUUCCUGAGCCUCCUGUGGAUGCCCGUGAUUUCCACAUCAGUGUGUUCUCCAUUAUGCCUUGGCUUAAAGAGCACCUGCACAAAGAACUGGACUUCCUGGAAAACUGAAUUAAGCAUUAAAGUUGGACAAUUUUAGUAUAACCUGUUUUGGCAUCAUAAGACCUAAGAGAAGCAUCAUAAGGUAUAAUCUGCAAAUGUGUAUUUUUCGUAAUCUAGCUAAACUACUAGUGUAUCCUUAUACCUCUAAUAAUAACAAUCCUUCUUGUGCA